Messenger RNA from Hydatigera taeniaeformis, 3000 nucleotides. The record is from the annotation of a GenBank genome assembly. Lineage: Eukaryota; Metazoa; Platyhelminthes; Cestoda; Cyclophyllidea; Taeniidae.
GUUGUGGUGGAGAAGAAGCUCUGGCGCGAUCAGCAAGUCACUCGGCACGACAUCGGGCGAGAGGCUUUCGUCAAAGAGGUGUGGAAAUGGAAAGAACAGAAGGGUGACAACAUUUACCACCAAGUUCGUACACUGGGUAGUUCCUGUGACUGGUCUCGCGCUGCUUUCACCAUGGAUCCGCGUCUCUCUCGCGCUGUCACGGAGGCCUUUGUACGCAUGUACGAAGGCAACCUCAUCUACCGCAAAGAAAGGUUGGUUAACUGGUGUUGUACCCUCCAGUCCGCCAUCUCCGAUAUCGAGGUGGACAAGGUGGAGCUCACUGGUCGCACAGCUUUGUCUGUACCCGGCUACUCUAAGCCCGUGACCUUUGGUGUUCUAACUUCCUUUGCCUAUCCCAUUGCUGACAGCACUUCGAAUGAGGAGAUAGUAGUUGCAACUACCCGUUUGGAGACAAUGCUAGGCGACACUGGUAUAGCCGUGCACCCUGAGGAUCCCCGAUACUCGCAUCUGAUCGGUCGCUACGCUCUGCAUCCAUUUGCGGUGCCAGAACGUCGGUUGCCCAUAAUUGCAGACGCCUUCGUGGAGCGCGAUUUCGGUACGGGUGCGGUUAAAUUGACUCCUGCUCACGAUCCUACCGACUAUGAGGUAGGACUGCGCCACAACCUUCCCUUCCUGACCUGCAUUGAUGAGAAUGGGAUCAUGACCGAAGUUGCCGGACCCUUUGCUGGAUUGAAGCGGUUUGAGGCUCGCAUUGCCGUCCACCGCGCUCUAGUUGAUCGCGGGCUCUACCGAGGCGAGUCUGACAACCCUAUGGUAGUACCUCUGUGCUCUCGUACCAAAGACGUUAUCGAACCACUGCUAAAGCCCCAGUGGUAUGUGCGGUGCACUGAGUUGGCGGCUCAAGCCGUAGAGGCUGUGCGCUCAGGUCAACUAGGCAUCACUCCGCCGAGCUACGUUAACACUUGGUAUGCCUGGCUCCGCGAUUGUCACGACUGGUGCAUCUCGCGACAACUCUGGUGGGGCCAUCGCAUACCGGCAUACAGGGUCUCUCUAAGGUCUAGAGAUACGGGGGAGUUUCAGUCCCUUGAUCCCUCGAACAACAGCUCCUGGGUGGUCGGUCGCGAUGAGGCAGAAGCUAUGGCUCAUGCCAAGUCUCGUUUCCAAGUCUCUGACGUUGAUGCGGCUAGCACCAUCCGUCUGGAGCAAGACGAGGAUGUCCUAGACACCUGGUUCUCCUCCGCUCUAUUUCCCUUCUCCGUUUUCGGAUGGCCGGACAAUAACUCGCCUGAUCUGUCGCUCUAUUACCCUGGAACUCUCCUUGAAACAGGGCAUGACAUUCUCUUUUUCUGGGUAGCACGUAUGGUCAUGGCUGGUCUUUUUCUCACUCAACGUCUGCCGUUUAAUCAUGUCUACCUCCACGCAAUGGUGCGUGACGCCCAUGGCAAGAAAAUGUCCAAGUCACUUGGCAAUGCCAUCGACCCUAUGGAUGUGGUCAAUGGCAUCUCCUUGCCAGAUCUGCAGGCAAAGCUGCUAACGGGCAACCUGGAUCCUUCGGAGCUGAAGAGGGCGACAGCAGCGCAGGCGAAGGACUUCCCGCAAGGCAUUCCAGAGUGUGGAACUGAUGCGCUGCGGUUCGCUUUGCUUUCAUAUCCCACUCGCGCGAGAAGUAUCAAUCUGAAUAUUCUGCGAGUACAGGGCUAUCGGUAUGCUAUGUAUCACUGCCUCCGUGAGGGCUAUACGCCGCCUACUUCAACGUCGUCUCUGGUCCCUACCGCUGCGUCUCUCUCGGGCACCGAUAGAUGGAUUCUUGGACGCCUCUCUUUUGCUGUGGAGGAAAGUAAUUGGGGUUUUGCCAACUACGUCUUCACCCGCGCGACCACUGCUUGCUACAACUUCUGGCUCUAUGAGUUCUGUGAUGUCUAUUUGGAGUAUUCCAAACCGUUGGUAAAGUCAACGCAGAGUGUGGAGUCGAAGCGAGCAGAGACAGUUCGUCACAUCGUUUAUACCUGUCUGGAUGUUGGUCUGCGUCUUCUGCACCCCUUCAUGCCCUAUGUCACGGAGGAGCUUUUUCAACGCCUGCCUCGUCGCAAUCCCGCCACUGAUCCGCCUUCGAUCUGUGUUACUCCUUACCCCACUUCAGACGAGGUGUCCAGAUGGAAAGCAAUUGAGACCUCUGAAGCGGUGGGUUUCCAGUUGGCUUUUAGUCUGGUGCAUCGGUUACGCUCCCUCUACUCCACUUACAACCUCCGUGUCACCAACGAUGACAUUCCUGAAGCUGCAUUAGUUGCUCCCGAGACUACUCUUGCCGCUCUCCGCUCUGGAACCUUCCUUGAUGAUUUAGUGGUACCUCUUGGGAAAUGUCGGGUGACUGCCAUGGUCGCGGAUAAAUCUCAAAUUGACACCUCUGGCUGCAUAAUGGCGACCGUGUCGGCAAUCGACGCUCAAGUAGAUCAUUCAUCGGAAAUAGAGCCUGAAACGGAGGAAGGGGAUGAGAAAGAGUUGGAGGAAUCGGUUCCUGCAGUAGCAGUGGAUAGAAAGAUGAUUUCAGAAGGCGAUUCAGUGGCCACUUGUCAACUCUACCUUCGGCUCGUAGGACGCAUCGAUGCCAGAGCCGAGGAGGAGCGAGCAGAACAGCGAUUGGGACAAAUCCGCAAAGUCAUCGAGACAAUGGAGAAGGCGCGAGCACAACCACAAUAUGUGCAAAAGGUGCCAAUUGCCAAACAGACUCUGGACUUACAGAAACUUCAGGCACUGCGAGUUGAGUUUAAUGCGUUGGCCGAGGUUAUUGAGAAUCUUCGUUUGCUGGGUGCUGCGGUAACGCAAGCACCGGCAAAAGCGUCAUUGGCUACAUCGAUGGAUGUGCACCCUCUGCUCCGCCUCGUUUGUCUCCACUUUGGCAGUGAUAGCACCACCAUUCCUACUGACCUAUUUGAUCUGCAGGCACAGUUGGAGGCGGCUUCUGGUGACGCUCUUCGUUACGCUGAGGUACGGUUCCGUUAA